Molecule: messenger RNA, 951 nt
Organism: Rangifer tarandus platyrhynchus (Svalbard reindeer)
Lineage: Eukaryota; Metazoa; Chordata; Mammalia; Artiodactyla; Cervidae
Source: the annotation of a GenBank genome assembly
AUGUCAAACUUGCAAAAUACCACAUCCUCUUCCGUCAUUUUCCUGCUGACUGGUGUUCCCGGGCUGGAAGCCUUCCACACCUGGAUCUCCAUUCCCUUCUGCUUUCUGUAUGCAACUGCUGUUUCAGGAAACAGCCUGGUUCUCUUUGCCAUCAUCACUCAGCCCAGCCUCCACGAGCCCAUGUAUUAUUUCCUGUCCAUGCUUUCUGCCACUGACCUUGGCCUGUCUGUAUCCACUCUGGUCACCAUGCUGGGUAUAUUCUGGUUCAAUGCCAGGGAGAUCAGCUUCAAUGCCUGUCUGGCCCAGAUGUUCUUCCUUCACUUCUUCUCUGUGGUGGAGUCCUCAGUGCUCCUGGCCAUGUCGUUUGAUCGCUUUGUGGCCAUCUCCAACCCCCUGCGCUAUGCCUCUGUCCUCACAGACAGUGUCAUCAUCAGGACUGGGCUGGGCAUUGUGGCUCGCGCCACUGUGUCCCUCUUCCCUUUGCCCUUCUUACUAAAGAGACUGAACUUUUGCCCUGGCAAGAUCCUCCUGUCCCACUCAUUCUGUUUCCAUGCAGAUGUCAUGAAACGAGCCUGUGCUGACAUUACUGUCAAUAUCAUUUACGGGCUGUAUGUGGUUCUGUCCACAGUGGGUUUUGACUCCUUGCUUAUUGUGCUGUCCUACACCCUUAUUCUUCAUACAGUGAUGAGUCUGGCCUCUCCCAGGGAGCGUAUCCGGGCCCUCAACACUUGUGUUUCUCAUAUUUUGGCUGUUCUGGUUUUCUACAUCCCAGUCAUAGGUGUGUCCAUGAUCCACCGUUUUGGGAGACACCUUCCCCCUGUAGUACAUGCCCUUGUCGCCUACGUGUACCUGGUGGUGCCCCCUGUGCUGAACCCCAUCAUCUACAGUGUCAAGUCCAAGCCCAUCAGGGAGGCCAUGCUCAGGGUGCUGAGGGAGAAGAGGAAAGGCUGA